AUGGUCCCGGUCCUUAGUGCUCAUCCACAAGUUGCGGCGACGCUGAUUCUGCUCCUGUCCAUGCUCGGUUCGGCUGCUGGUGGGAAGCUGCUGGUGGUGCCAGUGGAUAGGAGUCAUUGGCUCAGCAUGUGGGAAAUGUUGGACAGUCUCAGGCAGAAGGGACAUGAAAUAGUCGUCACUGCACCUGAAAUGAGUUUGUACAUAAAGCCAACAAAGAAUUUUGCUAUGAAAAUGUACCCAGUCCCUUUCACACAGGAAGAGAGGGAUGAAAGUUUCCAGGCAUUUUUACAAGAUGUACUUGAAGAUGGAUCUUUUCUGGAAAGAAUUGUUAAUACAUAUAAAGGAUUGAAAAAUACUUCUGUCAUGUUCCUGUCUACCUGUACACACUCACUGUACAACAAAGAUCUUGUCAGAUAUCUUGAGGAGAGUAAGUUUGAUGCUGUGCUUAUAGAUCCUGUACUACCCUGCGGGCAGAUUCUGGCUGAGCAUCUCUCAGUCCCUUCCGUGUUUUUUUUUGCAAAGAACACCAUGUGGUUUAGAUUUUAUCCACAAGUCGCGGUGACGCUGAUUCUGCUCCUGUCCGUGCUCAGUUCGGCUGCUGGUGGGAAGCUGCUGGUGGUGCCAGUGGAUAGGAGUCAUUGGCUCAGCAUGUGGGAAAUGUUGGACAGUCUCAGGCAGAAGGGACAUGAAAUAGUCGUCACUGCACCUGAAAUGAGUUUGUACAUAAAGCCAACAAAGAAUUUUGCUAUGAAAAUGUACCCAGUCCCUUUCACACAGGAAGAGAGGGAUGAAAGUUUCCAGGCAUUUUUACAAGAUGUACUUGAAGAUGGAUCUUUUCUGGAAAGAAUUGUUAAUACAUAUAAAGGAUUGAAAAAUACUUCUGUCAUGUUCCUGUCUACCUGUACACACUCACUGUACAACAAAGAUCUUGUCAGAUAUCUUGAGGAGAGUAAGUUUGAUGCUGUGCUUACGGACCCCGUACUACCCUGCGGGCAGAUCCUGGCUGAGCAUCGCUCAGUCCCUUCCGUGUUUUUUUUGCGAGGAACACCAUGUGGUUUAGAUUUUGAAGCCACUCAGUGUCCCAAUCCCCCUUCUUAUGUCCCCAGGAUAUUUACAGAGCAUACAGACCCCAUGAACUUUCUCCAGCGGGUGAAGAAUCUAAUCUUUGACGUCCCAAAUUAUUUUCUCUGUGAUUUUGUCUUUCAAUCAUAUGCAAAACUGGCUUCCGAGUUCCUUCAGGUUGCUCAGGGCCUCUUUGCUCAGGACUGUUGA
Pelecanus crispus (Dalmatian pelican) is the source of this 1272-nucleotide messenger RNA. NCBI's taxonomy places the organism in Eukaryota, Metazoa, Chordata, Aves, Pelecaniformes, Pelecanidae. The record is from RefSeq and is a predicted model, not a curated record.